AUGCUUGAUCAGAUUGAAGAAGACUUAGAUGGCAUGAAGGCAAAAGACCUAUCAAAGGCACUGGCCCUUGAAGUUGCCAUGAAGACUGAACUUUCAGAGUCUUUGACAGCAGUCAUCACAGCAGUUCAAGUUAUCUUCACUGGCAUUGUCAUCAUCUUUAGAAGUUUACAAGACAUGAAGACUCUGCUAGUUAGAAAGAAUGAUGUAGCAGCCACUCUCAUCAAUGCUUAG
Messenger RNA from Paracoccidioides brasiliensis Pb18, 231 nucleotides. RefSeq lists its product as uncharacterized. The transcript has 2 exons. The coding region runs from base 1 to 231 and encodes 76 amino acids. The record is from RefSeq and is a predicted model, not a curated record.